AUUGAGACUCAGCAAAACAUUUUGUUAUCAGAAGAAGAAUGCCACGAAGGUCAUGCAGUGACAAUAUGAUUGUUGUCUGAUGCAUCGUGCCGCUUGUGAGGAGUGAGACACGAGAAGGAGCGAUCUCCAAAGUGGCCAUUUGGCCACACUCCACAGCACAAAAUGCUAAGAAGACUCAGGCCUUGCUCUGACCGUCCAUCCGCGAUCACGCGGUCCAGCUUUCUCCUGGCGGGCAUAUAAUACUUGGCGCCAGCAAUGUGCAGCACAUACCAAUACGCACGCCCGCACGUACUUACAAGCCGGCCGGCCGGCCAUGUGCCCCACCACCGUCCCGGUGACCGGCGCUGACAUGGACGACACCGUCCUUGCAAAGCUUCGUGCCUCGCGAGCCGCCAUCGUCUCGGUGCUCUCCGACGCUGCCGGGGCGGAAGCUGCCAUCGAUGAGGCCGGCGACCGCCUCACUGACCUCCUGUCCAGCGCCUCUUCGCCGUCCUCCUCCAACCUCCAGUCCAAGGCCGUGGCGGCGCGGGCACUGCGCGCGCGCAUCGACCGCGCCGUCGCCCCGGCCGAGCCACUCCUCGCGGCUCUGCGCCGGGUGUCUUCCCUCGCCGAGGAGGCCGCGCAGCUCCCGGAGAACCCGGCCGACACCGAGAGCGCCGUCGCCUUCGUCGACCGCGUGGACCAGAUGCGCGACGCCAUCGAGGACGUGGUGGCACGAGGGGACGAGGCCGUCCGGAGGGUGGAGGAGGCGGUCGGGUUCCUUGGCCGUACCACCACCAAAGCCGCCGGCCGCUGCCGGGUGCGGCGGCUCACCGAGGCGGCUUCCGCGCUGCGCGCUGUGUACGAGACGGAGGCGGAGGCGAUGCGCUUCGAGGGCCCGCUCGACGAGGCGCUGCUCGGCCUCCAGGAUCUCUUCGAGGCGGUCCUGCUCAGGCUCAAGCACGCCGCGCCUGCGGACGAUGCCGGCGCCGUGGGCGACACGGACGAGUAUGAACUCGGCACGGACGACGAGGUGGACGCCGCCGCGAGGAUGGCGAAGACGCUGGCCGGCAACGACUGCCUGGACAUCUGCGUCGACAUCUACGUCAAGGCGAGGUACAGGAGAGCGGCCAAGGCGAUGAUGCGGCUGGACCCGGCGUACCUCAAGGCUUACACGGCCGAGGCCAUCGACGGCAUGGAGUGGGAGGCGCUGGAGUCCUCCAUGGCGCUGUGGAGCCCGCACUUCCACGUGGCCAUCGCCUCCGUGCUCACGGCGGAGCGGCGGCUGUGCGCGCGGGUGCUCGCGCACCUCCCGCCGGCGGUCUGGCCCGAGUGCUUCGCCAAGAUCGCCGCGCGCAUCGUGGCCGCGUUCUUCCGCUUCGCCGACGGCGUGGUCGCGGCCGAGCGGGAGCCGCAGAGGCUGUUCAAGCUGCUCGACAUGUUCGACGCGGUGGCACGGGAGAGGGACCGCCUCGACGCGCUCUUCUCCGGCGAGUCGGCCACGCUGGUCGCCAUCCGUGAGCGAGCGAGCGAGGUGGAGCGCGCCCUCGCCCGUGCCGCGGCCGGCGUGUUCUACGAGUUCGGCCUCCGCGUUGAGACGCACUACAUCGCCGGCGCCGGCGCCGGGACCGACGCCGUGCACGUGCCCAAGAUCGUCCGCUACGCCGUGAACUACCUGAAGUGCCUCGCGUCCGACGACUACCGCGGGCUCAUGGACACCGCGCUGCGAGCGGAGCGCGAGCGCGGCGGCGCCGGCGACGGCGAUGAGGACGGGGGCGAAGCGGAGGGCGGAGGAGGCCGCGCGGCGCUCGCGGAGGCGGCGUCGAACGUGCUGGAGGCGCUGCACCGGCACGUGGAGGCGGCGCGCAAGGUGUGCGCGGACGCGGUGGCGGGGCACGUCAUGGCCAUGAACGCGUACUGGUACAUAUACAUGCGCACCCGGGGCAGCGACCUGUCGAAGCUGAUCGGCGAGGAGCCCAUUAAGCGGCGGUACAAGACCUCGGCCGAGGAGGCGGCGUGGGAGUACCAGGACGCGGCGUGGAGCCCGCUGGUCCGGCUCCUCGGCGGCAGCGGCGGCAAGGCGUGGCCGGCCGACGAGGCGCGGGAAAAGGCGGCGGCGUUCGCCGGCGUGCUGGAGGAGAGGGUGAGGAAGCACGGGGCGGAGUACAAGAUCCCGGACGGCGACCUACGGGCGCAGAUCAAGGCCGCGGUGACCAAGGCGGUGCGCGGCGCGUACGCCGGGUUCGUGAAGGCGAACGAGAAGGCGGUGGCUGGCGGGAGGCGGGAGCUCCUGCAGGUGGACGUCGUCGAGAGCAUGGUGAGGCGGGUGUUCGAGGAGAUGGGCGACGGUGAAGCCGGCGGCAAGGGCAUGGGCCGGACGAGGAGCAGCGGCCGGGUACGGCGGGAGAGCGGCAACAUCGACGGGUUCGAGGCCAACUAAAGUUACUACUACAGCACGCACGCCAUGGACAACACGAUCCAAUUUCAGCGUGGAAUAAUAUUUUUGCAUGUUGGUUCUUUUGUUACUACCAGUUACUGUAAUCUGCAAUAAAUCACAGGCCAUUUUCUCCUCA
Aegilops tauschii subsp. strangulata is the source of this 2552-nucleotide messenger RNA. Its product is annotated as exocyst complex component EXO70I-like. Gene Ontology annotation, biological process: exocytosis. The record is from RefSeq and is a predicted model, not a curated record. Gene Ontology annotation, cellular component: exocyst. Lineage: Eukaryota; Viridiplantae; Streptophyta; Magnoliopsida; Poales; Poaceae. Gene Ontology annotation, molecular function: phosphatidylinositol-4,5-bisphosphate binding.